Colletotrichum graminicola M1.001 is the source of this 1413-nucleotide messenger RNA. RefSeq names its product cytochrome P450. Gene Ontology annotation, molecular function: monooxygenase activity; heme binding; iron ion binding. The transcript has 3 exons. Bases 1 to 1413 code for a protein of 470 amino acids. The record is from RefSeq and is a predicted model, not a curated record. Lineage: Eukaryota; Fungi; Ascomycota; Sordariomycetes; Glomerellales; Glomerellaceae.
AUGAAUCAGUCAUAUUUUCUGUGUCCCUUGAAACAUAUUCCCGGGCCGUGGUACACACUGAUCACGCAUUAUGUCUUGAAGUUCAACACCAUUCGGGCUCGGCGAAUUCAUUACAUUCACUCCUUGCACCAACGUUACGGGACCGUUGUGCGAAUCUCGCCCUACCAAGUGUCGGUGGCUGAUCCCGAUGCCUUUGUCGCCAUUCAUCGCAUAGGCUCCGGAUUCUACAAGUCGCCGUUCUACGAGGAUCUCACCGGCCCUGCGGGUAUCGGUAUCGGUCUGUUCUCCAUAACGGACCCGAAGAGACACGCUGCUCGACGCAAACUGUUUGCUCGGGCCUUUACCAAAGCCAGUGUCCGCCAGAAUUGCGAACCAGUCGUCCGAGAGAAGGUUAGGAAGGCUGUAGACAGGAUCAAAGCAGAAGCCGCUCAUGGAUCUUCCGAUGUUCUCCACUGGUGGCUACUUAUGGCUUCAGAUGUGAUUGGCCAAUUGUCUUUCGGGGAGUCUUUUGAGCUCCUGGAAACCGGAAAGAAGAAUGAAUUUGUCGAAAUGCUCCACAUGACAGGUCUGAGUACCUUCAUCAACUAUGAGUUUCCGCUGCUUUACUCAGUAUCUCGACAUAUACCAAUCAGGUCAGUGCAAUGGAUACUCAACGCCGCAGCAUCAGUUCGAUCCUACGGCAGGCGUGCUGUUGAGAACCUACGCAAACACCGAGACAACAAAAGCAACAUCUUCGCCGCCGCCCUGGCAGAGUGCGAAGCAGACGAGAAGGGAAACUUGACCGACGAAGACAUCAUAUUAGAAGCGGGAAAUUUCAUCCUUGCUGGCGCGGACACUACAGGUUCUACUCUAGCGUACCUCGUGUGGGCUGUUCUCAAAAGGCCCGAACUUCAGGCUCGACUGGAAGCCGAGGUUAGCGCGAUUGAUGAGGAUAGUGUUUUCGACGAUGCUUCCUUGGAGAAGUGCAAGCUUCUCAACGCUGUUAUUGAAGAAACUCUGCGUCUUUACGGAAGUGUCCCGGGCAACCUUCCACGUGUCGUGCCAGCCAAGGGCGCUACGUUUGGUGGAUACCAUAUCCCUGGCGGGCUAGAGGUCGAAACGCAGGCUUAUACCCUCCACCGAGAUCCCAAAGUGUGGCCGAACCCAUUGGAGUUUGACGAACAGCGGUGGUUAGACCCAGCCACCAUCACACCUCAGCAGAAGAGUAGCUUGUGCCCAUUCGGCGCUGGUACACGGGUCUGCAUUGGUCUCGAUCUCGCCCGAAUGGAGCUGCGGAUGGCGGCCGCAGUGCUGUUCCGCCAAUGUCCCGGCCUCAAGCUCUCGAGCAGCAUGACGGACUCGAUGAUGGAAAUGGAGAAUUACUUUACUAUAGUUCCAAUUGGUCAUCAUGUUGAUGUCACAUUGUUACCAUAG